UUGAAUUUCUGUUUCAGGUUAAGAACAAAAAGAUGCACCUGGACUUCCCUCGGAUCUCUCUGCAUUGUUAAGCUUCGGGUGGAAUUUGAGGGCCUUGAGCUGUAAGCCUUGCUGUUUAAUAGAAAUCUGUUCUGCUCAACUCCGUGGACAAUCUGUCACUUAUGGGAAGUGUCUCCCACUGAAGGCAUCCAAAGUUCUUUAAGCCACCAAAAAAUAAAAAACAACAACAACAAAAAAACAAACCAGUGCCCAAGGUUGUCUGACAUCUGCCCUACCAAGUGUCCAUCAUGCUGGGCCCCGAGGGAGGUGAAGGUUUUGUGGUCAAGCUCCGUGGCCUACCCUGGUCCUGCUCUAUUGAGGACGUGCAGAACUUCCUCUCCAACUGCACGAUUCAUGGUGGGACCGCAGGUGUCCACUUCAUCUACACUAGAGAGGGCAGGCAGAGUGGUGAGGCUUUUGUUGAACUUGAAUCAGAAGAUGAUGUAAAAAUGGCCCUUAAAAAAGACAGGGAAAGCAUGGGACACUGGUACAUCGAGGUGUUCAAGUCCCACAGAACCGAGAUGGAUUGGGUGUUGAAGCACAGAGGUCCCAACAGUGCUGACAGCGCCAACGAUGGCUUCAUCCGUCUUCGAGGACUCCCAUUUGGAUGCACAAAGGAAGAAAUUGUCCAGUUCUUCUCAGGGUUGGAAAUCCUGCCAAAUGGGAUCACAUUACCUGUGGACCCCGAGGGCAAGAUAACAGGGGAAGCUUUUGUGCAGUUUGCCUCCCAGGAGUUAGCUGAGAAGGCUCUGGGGAAGCACAAGGAGAGGAUAGGACACAGGUAUAUAGAAGUGUUCAAGAGCAGUCAGGAGGAAGUUAGGUCAUACUCAGAUCCCCCUCUAAAGUUCAUGUCUGUGCAGUGGCCAGGGCCCUAUGACCGCCCUGGCACAGCUUGGAGAUACAUUGGCAUUGUGAAGCAAGCUGGCCUGGAUAGGAUGUGGCCUGGUGCCUACAGUGCAGGCUACAGUGGCUAUGAAGAGUACAGAGGCCUCAGUGACGGCUACAGCUUCACCACUGACCUAUUUGGGAGAGACCUCAGCUACUAUCUCUCUGAGAUGUAUGACCACAGAUAUGGAGAUGGUGAGUUCGCAGUGCAGAGCACCACUGGGCACUGCGUCCACAUGAGGGGGCUGCCAUACAAAGUGACCGAGAAUGACAUUUACAAUUUAUUCUCUCCACUCAACCCCGUGAGAGUGCAUAUUGAGAUUGGCCCAGAUGGAAGAGUGACUGGCAAAGCAGAUGUAGAGUUUGCCACUCACAAAGAGGCUGUGGCAGCAAUGUCGAAAGACAGGGCUAACAUGCAGAACAGAUACAUAGAGCUCUUCUUGAAUUCAACAACAGGGGCCAGCAAUGGGGCAUACAGCAGCCAGGUGAUGCAAGGCAUGGGGGUGUCAGCAGCCCAGGCCACUUACAGUGGGCUGGAGAGCCAGUGAGUGAGUGGCUGCUAUGGGGCUGGCUACAGUGGGCAGAAGAGCAUGGGUGGGUACGACUAGUUUUAAAAAAACAUUUAAGUUUUUUUCAAUCAAAUUUUCACAGGCAGCCAACAAGCAAUGAAGAGCAGUUAUAACUCUAGAGGAAGCUGUGGGGACCCAUUUUGCACCAUGAGUUUGUGAAAUCUGGAUUAAAAAAAUUACCUCUUCAGUGUUUUCUCAUGCAAACUUUUCUUCUAGCAUGUGAUAUUGAGUAAACUAAAACUAUUUUCAGCUUUUCCCAAUUAACAUUUUGGUAGUAUACUUUAGAGUGAUGUUAUCUGAGUUUAAGUAGUUUAAGUAUGUUAAAUAUGGACCUUUUUCUACCACAUCACAGUGAACACACUGGGGAGACGUGCUUUUUUGGAAAACUCAAAGGUGCUAGCUACCUGAUUCAAAAAGAAAUAUUUCUCAUGUUCAUUGUAGUUUAUUUUAAUUUAAAAUCUUUUAGGUUAAGUUUAAGCUUUUUAAGAGUUAGUUUUGAGAAUUGAGACACAAUACUAAUACUGUAGGAAUUGGUGAGGCCUUGACUUAAAACUUCCUUUGUACUGUGAUUUCCUUUUGGGUGUAUUUUGCUAAGUGAAAUUUAUUAAAUUUUUUUGUUAACUAAUUUUUUUUCUUAAAAUAAAGAUUUUUCCACAAA
Nycticebus coucang (slow loris) is the source of this 2151-nucleotide messenger RNA. RefSeq names its product heterogeneous nuclear ribonucleoprotein F-like. Lineage: Eukaryota; Metazoa; Chordata; Mammalia; Primates; Lorisidae. Gene Ontology annotation, biological process: regulation of RNA splicing. Gene Ontology annotation, molecular function: RNA binding. The transcript has a single exon. Gene Ontology annotation, cellular component: nucleoplasm; ribonucleoprotein complex. The record is from RefSeq and is a predicted model, not a curated record. The coding region runs from base 288 to 1472 and encodes 394 amino acids.